AUGGGCCGCGUUGGGGUGCGGCCCUCACUUCAUCUGGUGACUAGCAUCUCUCCUGGCAGCACCUGCCUAGCACUCACCCGCUCCAUUGCCUCCGUCUCAGAGCUCGCCUGCAUCUACUCGGAGGUGACGGUCACGGAGGAUAAGAUGAAUGCCCUCAUUAAAGCAGCAGGUGUAAAUGCUGAACCUUUCUGGCCAGGCUUGUUUGCAAAGGCUUUGGCCAGUGUCAACAUUGGGAGCCUCAUCUGCAAUGUGGGGGCAGGUGGACCUGCCCUAGCAUCUGGUGCUGCCCCAGCAGGAGGUCCUGCCCCCUCCCCCAGUGCUGUCUCAGCUGAGGAGAAGAAAGUGGAAGCAAAGAAAGAAGAAUCUCAAGAGUCUGAUGAUGACAUGGGCUUUGGUUUUUUUUGACUAAACCUCUUUAGU
This is a messenger RNA of Physeter macrocephalus (sperm whale), 420 nucleotides long. RefSeq names its product 60S acidic ribosomal protein P1-like. The transcript has 2 exons. Gene Ontology annotation, cellular component: ribosome; cytosolic large ribosomal subunit. NCBI's taxonomy places the organism in Eukaryota, Metazoa, Chordata, Mammalia, Artiodactyla, Physeteridae. The coding region runs from base 1 to 405 and encodes 134 amino acids. Gene Ontology annotation, molecular function: ribonucleoprotein complex binding; structural constituent of ribosome; protein kinase activator activity. The record is from RefSeq and is a predicted model, not a curated record. Gene Ontology annotation, biological process: translational elongation; cytoplasmic translation.